UCUAUACUGUGUUCUCCACAUCCCCAAUAAACCUCGUUCUCCGGCGUUUUCUUUAACCCUUUUUGCGAACUUAACCAUUCAACUAAAUCUCUGAAUGCCAAAACCCCCGAAACCCAUAUUCCAGAAUCAAAAAAAUGAUCAUCUUCUUAGCCAAAGCCACCAAUUUCUUCAAAUCAAAACGCGGAAUCUUCACACCCCCCUUGAAAUUCGUCCUCUAUGGCCUCGUUUCCAUAAGACCCAUGUCGAAGUCGACCUCCAUACCUAAAAAGUUGCAGAGAGUCCGAGACCAUGGCUUCGACAACUACAUGGAAAUCGAGAAGAAGACGCGAAAAAUCCUCAAGUUUCAGAGUCUCAUUCUCUCCCAACGCAAUGAGACCAUCCCAGUCUCGCGCCUCGAUUUCCUCGCUCGCCCCCUCGGAUUCAAACAGGACGAAGCAGGGGCUUUCAUGCUAAAAUUUCCUCACGUUUUCGAGAUUUACGAGCACCCGGUUCAGCGAAUCCUCUAUUGCCGAUUAGCCCGAAAAGCCCACCUCCAAAUCGAGCGAGAAAGGCAGGCCCUUUAUGCCCAAAUCCCCGGAGCCGUCACCCGUCUCCGGAAGCUUCUGAUGAUGUCCAACAAUGGCAGGCUUCGACUCGAGCACGUGCGAAUUGCGAGGAGGGAAUUUGGGCUCCCGGACGAUUUCGAGCACUCGGUAAUUCUUAAGUACCCUCAGUAUUUUCGAUUGGUUGAUGCUAAAGAAACUAGGAAUAAGUACAUUGAGUAUGUUGAAAGUGAAAAAGAUCCGAGCUUGACUGUUUGUGCUAUAGAGAAACUUAGGGAGAGAGAAUACAGAGAAAAAGGAGCUGAUGCUGAGGAUAUUAGGUUUUCGUUCAUUGUGAAUUUUCCGCCCGGAUUUAAGAUUGGCAAGUAUUACAGAAUUGCUGUGUGGAAAUGGCAGAGGGUUCCUUAUUGGUCCCCUUAUGAGGAUGUUUCGGGGUAUGAUUUGAGGUCGAUUGAGGCGCAGAAGCGGAUGGAGAAGAGGGCGGUUGCCACAAUCCACGAGCUGCUGAAUUUGACCGUUGAGAAGAAGAUUACGUUGGAGAGGAUUGCACAUUUUAGGAUGGCGAUGAAUUUGCCGAAGAAGCUUAAGGACUUUCUUCUCCAGCAUCAGGGUGUAUUCUAUAUUUCGACUAGAGGAAAUUAUGGAAAGAUGCAUACGGUUUUUCUUAGGGAGGCUUACAGGAGGGGCGAGUUGGUUGAGCCUAAUGAUUUGUAUUUUGCGAGAAGGAAGUUGGCUGAGUUAGUUUUGCUGAGCUCCAGGACGGCAAAAGUGGAUAAGGAAUUGGUAAACUUUGAGAGGGAGAGAGAAAAUGAUGAGAUGAGAUGCCGUAGAAGAGACUGUGUGGACGACGAUGGUUGUCAAGAUUUUGGAGGUGAGAAGAAGAAUAGUGCUUAACUUGGGGAAGAGGAGGGUAGAUUUAAACUUAUUAUGGCUUGUGAUUUUGGCUCUGAUUUCUCUGAGGAAGAUGAUGAGUCUAACAAGUUUGUGGACUCAGAGAAUAUGAACUUAACUGAGUUGGGAACAAUAUUUGGUUUGGAUAUUGUCGUGUGUCUCACUGAAUUAUUUGUAAUUGUUUGCUGAUUUUGAACCACUGUUUGGAAGUUAGUAUUUAGAGGACUACGAAUGACAAUAACGUCCAGGAAUUUUGUGAUGUGAUCCUGGCUACCUAAUGGUAGAAGAAAGAAGAACAGUUUGAUUAAUGUUCAAGGAUUUUCUUCUUAUAAAAAAAAAUGUUCAAGGAUUUUCUUGUUCUUGAG
This is a messenger RNA of Morus notabilis, 1798 nucleotides long. RefSeq names its product protein ROOT PRIMORDIUM DEFECTIVE 1. The coding region runs from base 135 to 1436 and encodes 433 amino acids. The transcript has a single exon. Lineage: Eukaryota; Viridiplantae; Streptophyta; Magnoliopsida; Rosales; Moraceae. Gene Ontology annotation, molecular function: RNA binding. The record is from RefSeq and is a predicted model, not a curated record.